Messenger RNA from Rattus norvegicus (Norway rat), 2817 nucleotides. It is a transcript of the gene Fancf, whose product is annotated as FA complementation group F. Gene Ontology annotation, cellular component: nucleus; Fanconi anaemia nuclear complex. Gene Ontology annotation, molecular function: ubiquitin protein ligase activity. The record is from RefSeq and is marked validated. Gene Ontology annotation, biological process: interstrand cross-link repair. Lineage: Eukaryota; Metazoa; Chordata; Mammalia; Rodentia; Muridae. The coding region runs from base 14 to 1033 and encodes 339 amino acids. The transcript has a single exon.
GGAAGUGGCCGCCAUGGAGCCGCUUGUGCAGUAUACAGAGCGCUUCUCAGAGCUGCUGGCCGUGUCGUGCGGGACGCUGGUGAGCACGUGGGACGCCGCGACCGUGCGCAGGGCACUGCAGUGGGCGCGCUAUUUGUUCCACGUGUACCGACGCUUUGCGAGCCGCGGCCGCGUGCGGGAGGCGCUAGAGAGGCGGCUCCACGUGCGGAGAGGGCCUCUCGGCCUGCGUAGCUUUGCGGCGCUGGAGUCUGGGGACGUGCGGCUCGCCCUACGCCUGCUGCGUAACCGCGCGCUCGCGCCCGCCGCCGCCCGCGCGUUGCCAGGCUUGCUCUUCCCAGGCCCUGCCGCAGACAACGUAGACGACGUGCCGCAGUCCCGCUUGGUCCUCCUGGCACGCCGCGGAAGCGCGCUGCACCUGCUGUUCCGCCUCGGCGGGGACGCGCCUAAGGGCGCGCUGCUGCGCACGCACGCGGAGCUGCUGUACGCGCGCCUUCAGGAGCUGGGCGGUGCGGACUCUACGGCCGCGCGCAAACUCCUGGAUACGCUGUGGGAGCACGGGCCGCGGGAGCACGUGCUCAGCGUGAUGGCGGAAGCUCUGUUGCGCGAGGCGGACCCGGAGCCAGCCCAGGCCGCAGACUCUGCGGGAGCGGAUGAAACACAAAAACUACUGCACUGGCUUCUAGAAAGUACCGAGGUACUGGCCGCUUUUUGCCGCCAUCUGCCAGCUAAGCGCCUGGCCUCUGUGGCGGGCUGCCACCACGCACUGUCUCGUGCCUACCUGGACCUGCUCACAGCGUGGGCCACGCGGCUGCAUUAUGAUCUGCAGAAGGGCGCCUGGGUUCCCACACAGCUGGAGGACAUGCCCUGGGAAGAGCUGUGUCUAAGGCUGCAGAGCUUGUGCCAGGCCCAGCCAUUUCUGCAGGAAGAGGUGCUGGUGACCCUGCGUUCCUGCAAAGCCUUGGAUGGCGAUUUUGAGGUUCCUGGCAUGAGCAUCUGGACAGACCUCCUGCUGGCCCUGCCUGGUGGUGCUUGAGUGUCAUGCUAGAGGAGGUUCUCAGGUCCCAGGCUGGGCAUCUGGACAGACCCUAUCCCAUGGAGGGAACAAGCAUACUUCUCACAAAGCCUCUAUGCACAGCACCCUGCUACUACUUGACAGUUUAGAAACUGACAGUGUUUUCGCCUACUCCCUAUAUAUACAUGUUCCCAAAACCUAAUUGCUUUGGUGCCAAUUUUAAAUGGUUCGUAAUACAAAUAUAUACAUUUAUAUAUACAUGUAUAUGUACACUAUAUAUAUAAAACAUAUAUAUAUUAUAUGUAAUAUAUAUAUAGUUAUUUCCGUCCUUGUGGUGGUUCCAGGACUCUGCCUAUUUUAGACAGAGCUCACCACUGAGCUAUAUUCCCUAGCCUUGUAAGUAUUAUUAAAGCCAUUGAAUUUUCAGCUUGUUUUAUAUAAAGCCAAUUUGUAAGAAUACUAAAAGUAGACACACGCACUUUAAAAAGAGAAGACUGCUUCAAAUUUUCCAAGAAGGACACUUUUUAUCUGUAUGAUUUACUCGUUUCCUGACACUGUUCAGUAGUACAAAGUUUUGUUUAACCAGCAGCAUGUGUUAGCAUCAAAUGCUAACUUCAGAGCAGACUAGGCUGAAGUUAAAACACUAGGCUUGGUUUCCUUAACCUGUUUGCCAACCUUAAUGCCCAUUAAAGUUACAUUGUUCAGAAAGUUUUGUUUGUACAGUUCACUACUGUGAAAGUCAAAAUAACAGUAAAUUAGUUUAAAGCAUGUCUUGAGUACACACUUAAGUGUUUAGAGCACAAUAAAUACAAAUAUAUCCCGUUGGGUGUCUGGGUUGGAUGAUAAGAGUUAAGAGAAUAGAGGCCACUACUGCCAUUUAUCAAGGUAAUAGCCCUAACCUGAUGUCAUUACUAUGGUGUUUAAACUUCUGAUUCUGUUUUUCCUCCUGAUUGCUGGAUGGAGAUGAUUCGGAGUGUUUGUUUUCUGACUAACAACCCAACUUUGCUGGGCAGUGGUGGUACAGGCCUUUAAUCCCAGCAUUAGGGAGGCAGAGGCAGGCAGAUCUAGUUCAAGACUAGCCUAGUCUACAGAACAAGUUCCAGGACAGCCAGAGCUACACAAAGAGAAAAGCUGUCUGGGAAAAAACAGACAAAGCAACUGAGUCUGGUUGAGGGUUUAAACUUAAUGAUAAAUAGUUUUGAUAGUAAAUAACUGGCUAAGUAAAUUUCCAGGGAUCAACACACUUUCUCCACAGUAAAUGCCAGUAACUCAGAAAAUUAAUUCCUAAUUCUAGAAAUGGAAAUAAAGCAAAAGGAUAUAUGAUGCAGAAUUCUAAUUCUGCUUUAGGGCACAGGUAUAAACAAACAGUACAAUUAUCUGAAGAGAGCAAUAUCAUUUUUUUUUCUUCCUGUGAUCAGAUUCCUCUCUCUAGCACUUUUUCAUCUGCGGUGUUCUGACUUGGAUUCCUUAGUGCUGUUAUACACAGGAGUGACAACUGAGCCAUGCUGCCAUUCUGUUUUGUUGUUUGAGGGUCUCGCUCUAGCCCAGGUUGCUCUGGAACUCACUGUCUGCCCAUGCUAGCCUCAGACUUAGUGGAUCCUCCUUCCUCGGAUUCCUAAAUGGUGAGAUUACAGGUGUUAGGUGGCACAUACAGCCGUGGUUUUGUUUCGGUGGUUUUGAAGUUUUAAUCCUGAUGCCUCUCACUCACUCUCUGCUGUUUGACUUCUGUUUGCUAGAAGAGAAACCAAAGUUUCAUACAAUAAAGAACAUCUGAAUUUUCUUACAGUUUUAUCAGUCCCAUUUCA